AUUUGCUGGCAUCGCCAAUCACACGGAAAUAAUUCGACAAAUUUUAGUUUUUUAAUGGAACCAGAAAGGCUUUAAAUUUUGCCUGUAUAUGAUAUAUAACUCGGUUUACAAUAAAACAAGUCUAUUCUGUAAUGUGUGAGUGUGUGUGUUUGCGGUAUAGCUAAUGCAAAGGCCUUGAAAAUUGUUACGAAAAACUGACUGACGACGUACGGAGUGGUGAGGUACGUGCUUUAAGAAGAAGAGAAGCCUCGCCAGCGCAAUAUUAGAGGUGGUGGUCAGGGAACAGCAGCAGUAGAAGCAGCGGAACCGCAGCACACCCCGCAUUAAAGUUACACACACACGACACUAUUUUUCCAUUAAAUUUCUGGAAAAUUGCACAUCGUGCGGAUUGACUGCAGCAUGAUCCAUUGCGUGUAUCUAGUUUACGUAUGUAAAGCAUAAAAAGGCCCCUAGAAAACUGAUACUGUUACCGAAACCGGAUUAAAAGUGUAACUAGGGCGCCUAGCUAAGAGAAAAGCUCGUGGCGUCGUGGCGUCGGAGCGGAUACAGAGUUUCUACAAACAGUUAGACAUUAAAUUCAAAAAUCAUGAUGAUACAAGAGCCUGUACAGGCCGCCAUAUGGCACUGUCUGAACCACUACGAUAAUAGGGAUGCAGUUUUCCUGGCGGAACGGCUCUGCUCAGAAGUGGAAAGCGAUGAGACAAUAUAUUUGUUAGCCACCAGCUAUUAUCGUUCAAAUCAAUUGGAUCAAGCUUAUUGGCUGCUACAAGAGAAGUCGCGACGCUCCCCCCAAUGCCGCUACUUGCAGGCCAAAUGCGCCUACGAGCUGAAAAAGUACGCAGAGGCGGAAAGUGCUCUGGUUUCGAGUGGAUUUGCGGAUAGCAAACAUUUCGAUGAGCUGCAGCGUGAGUUUGGGGAUAUUGCCUGUUUCGCUUAUCAAUUGGUGGCGCAGAUUUGUAUGCGCACAGAGCGCCAGAAGCUGGCGGUGAAUGCACUACGGCGAGCGCUCAAACUGAACCCUUUCAUGUGGCAUGCGUUUGCCGAUCUGUGCCUGCUGGGUCAGGACACGGAUACCGCGGCAAUAUUCCAAAUUCAAAGCACUGAUGUGUUCAACACUUGCCAAGGCAGCAGCGCCAACGCCAAUUCGAUGGUGCUGUUCAGCGGCAGCUCUGCUAACGAGCAGCAACAACAGCUAGAGAAUAUUUUGCUAAACAAUAUAAGCAAUAAUUCACAUUAUAUACUAAAUACCCCAGUGGACCACAAUCAGCAGCAGCAGCAGCAACAGCAGCAAAACAACAACGGCAGCAGCUUGUCCACCCUACAGAAUCUGAUGACACCAAACAACAACAUUAACAACAACAACAAUAACAAUCUCAACAGCUCUAUUACCAUGCUGCGAGGUGGUGGCGGCGGUGGCGUUCAACAGCAGCAGAACACCAAUUCAAGUAUGAUGCUGCUCGAGGACACGCCUAUGGGUUAUGCAACGCAUGAUGCUCCCACACAACUGCAUCAACAGCACCCGCAGCAAUUGUAUGAUACCAACAGCGGCACACCGUUUCGGAAGCAAUUCAAAUAUUUGUCUGCAAUAUCACCGUUAACUCCCAGCUUUGGCGUUAUGCCGCUGACUAGUCCCUCCGAUGGCGGCUCAGCUGUAUUGCAAGCCAAUUUGAGUGUGUCUGCGUAUUCGCCAUUGCCCCAAAUGCUUGUGGAGGUUAAUCAAGAGCCAAAAAUGAUGGGAAAGAAAUUUAAGGCGCAUGUUGGUGGCCUCAUCAAUCGUCAGGACAAGAGUAAACCCGCCGUUUUUACGCAGGCUGGCAAUAUAACGCCCCGUACGCCAAACAAUGUGGUGGGCAAUGGUCCGCCCAAUCCUAAUGCGGCGGUGCGUCGCAGCUCGCGGUUAUUCAGCAAUUCGGCAUACUCGGUCAAGGAGAAUAACAAAUCGCCCAACAUCACGAAUAACAAUAAAUUUGUUCAGCCGCGAUCGCCGCCACGUAAAACCAAAUCGUCACGCAUGACGAAAAUCUGUUUAAGCAACGAGCUCAUUGAUGAGAAGUCGCAUCACCAUCUCGCCGAGAAGCUGAGCGAAAAGCAAUCACGCAAGGAGAAAGAAAAAGUAGAAACAAUCACAUCGGCUGCGACAGCCGGCGGCAACAAUCAAACAGGAGUAAACAAUCGCAGCGCCGACGACGCCAAAGUCCUGCUAAACAAUAGCCUGAAUAAUGCCCAAACACUGGCGCAUCAGUUGCUAACCAUGAAAAAGCAAUCGGCAGACGGUCUAAUGCUGCUUCUCCGGGACCUUGCCGAGGGCUACAAACUACUGUCGUCGUUUCAAUGCAAGGCGGCCAUUAUGCAUCUGGAGUCAACUAUACCAAAGCAUCAUCUGAACUCGAGUUGGGUGCAAUCGCUGAUUGGCUUGUGUCGCUAUGAGCUGCGUGAAUACGAAGCUGCUGUGGUCAUAUUCAAGCGGAUACACGAAAUGGAGCCACGUCGCCUGGAGUACAUGGAAAUCUAUUCCACAUCCCUAUGGCACUUGCAAAAGGAGGUGGCGUUAUCGGCCCUGGCGCAGGACCUGAUUGCACAGGAUAAGCGCAGUCCGGUUACGUGGUGUGUGGCUGGCAAUUGUUUUUCACUGCACAAGGAGCAUGAGACGGCCAUCAAAUUCUUUAAGCGGGCGGUGCAAGUGGAUCCCGACUUCGUUUACAGUUACACGCUCCUGGGCCACGAACUGGUACUUACCGAGGAAUUUGACAAGGCCAUGGACUAUUUUAGGGCAGCAGUUGUACGCGAUCCGCGGCAUUAUAAUGCCUGGUUUGGCAUAGGCACCAUUUACUCCAAGCAGGAGAAAUACGAACUGGCCGAGCUGCACUAUCUCAAGGCACUCAAGAUCAAUACGCAGAACUCGGUCAUUCUGGUGCACAUUGGAGCGAUGCAGUUUUUCAUGCAGAAGAAGGAUUUGGCACUGCAGACGCUGAAUACGGCAGCUACGAUAGAUCCGAAAAAUCCGUUGGCCCGAUUCCAUCGCGGCUCAAUAUAUUUCUCAUUGGGCAAAUAUCAAGAGGCAUUGCGCGAGCUGGAGGAGCUGAAGGAAAUUGUGCCAAAGGAGUCAGUUGUGUUUUAUCUAAUUGGUAAAAUACACAAGACGCUGGGCAACAUGGAUUUGGCACUGAUGCAUUUCAGCUGGGCCACCGAUCUGGAUCCCAAGGGGGCCAACAAUCAAAUCAAAGAUGCCUUCGAUUCAAUGGCGCAUCCCAAUUGCUGUCCAGCUAAUGACAAUGCUCUUGAUGUUGACUUUGAACCAACAUCGGAGCGUUCCGACGACUCAACGCAGGCGCAGCAGGAUGUUAGCUACGACAGCGACUACUAAAAAAUGUCUCCAAGUCUGAGCGCUUGUAUAUAAUUACAUAAUUAAUACAUACAUAUUGAAGGAGAAAAAAAAAACAAUUAUGAAUUAUAUUGAAGUUUAGAUAACGAUUAGAUUUAGGAUAUUUAUAACAAAAA
Drosophila arizonae is the source of this 3498-nucleotide messenger RNA. It is a transcript of the gene Cdc27, whose product is annotated as cell division cycle protein 27. Gene Ontology annotation, biological process: cell division; protein ubiquitination; metaphase/anaphase transition of mitotic cell cycle. Gene Ontology annotation, molecular function: protein binding. The record is from RefSeq and is a predicted model, not a curated record. Lineage: Eukaryota; Metazoa; Arthropoda; Insecta; Diptera; Drosophilidae. Gene Ontology annotation, cellular component: cytoplasm; anaphase-promoting complex.